UUUCUUCUUUGCCUUUCUGUUUUACAUAAUCACGAGGAGAGAGAGACAAGCCAAGGAUUGAGGCGGUGGCGAGGAAUAAAAAAGCUCCGGCGAACCGUCAUUUCUUGUCUCCCCUGCUCGCGUGCUUGCCACGAGCUCCGUCGCCGUUAUAUUCUGUUGUGUGGUGCUUUAGCGCAUAGAAGAUACAACCUUGAGCUGGACUACAGCAGGCAUCAUGGCAAGAGCCUUAUCGAAUCAUCUCCUCAAGGGCAUUACAGGGUCCCCAGCAGGAUGCUCUAAUAGAAUGGUAUCUGCAUUGUCUAUUCAAAGAGGAAUGAGAUACUCUACAACUGUACCAAAUGACCCUGACACACAUGAUGACUUCAAACCUAUGGAUAAGUUUCAGGACUCUACCACUUCUUUAAAGGAUGUUGUUGAACAGGAUGUCAAGGAAAAUCCUGUGAUGAUAUACAUGAAAGGGGUCCCUGAGUUUCCGCAGUGUGGGUUCAGCUCUCUAGCUGUAAGAGUAUUGAAACAUUACAAUGUUCCAUUAAGUGCUAGGAAUAUUUUGGAAAAUGCAGAGCUGAAAAGUGCUGUGAAAGCUUUCAGCCACUGGCCUACUUUCCCCCAGAUAUUCAUCAAGGGGGAGUUCAUUGGAGGUUCUGAUAUUAUUUUGAGUAUGCACCAAAGUGGAGAGCUAAAGGAGAAGAUCAAGGAUAUUGCAGCCAACCAGGAAAAGUCUGCUUAAGUAAUACAUGGCUGAUUAGAGAGAAAAGGAAAUUUGGGGUGGGUUUGGUUUUCCUUCAACCAUUGCCGUUCUUCUAGUUUCGGUGCUUUGUGAUGAUCAUCGAGAGUGUACCAAUGAACUUACCUUUAAUAAUUGUGUCCUUAUCCCUGACUUCUGCGUCGAAAUAAUGUAGCUUCUAUUGUGAGUUAUAUAGCAAAAGUUGCAUGGCCAAUACUUGCAGCAGGUCAGAGUGGUCAUGUAGUAAUUUUGCUACUGCUUUUUUUUUUUAGUGCAAAAUUGAUGCAUUGUCUAUGGCCUCUGUAAUUAAUUUUCCCUGGCUGAAUCUAUCAGGGUAGAGCUGAAA
Molecule: messenger RNA, 1070 nt
Organism: Eucalyptus grandis
Lineage: Eukaryota; Viridiplantae; Streptophyta; Magnoliopsida; Myrtales; Myrtaceae
Product: monothiol glutaredoxin-S15, mitochondrial
Exons: 7
Coding region: 215-727 (170 amino acids)
Source: RefSeq, a predicted model, not a curated record